Messenger RNA from Lipotes vexillifer (Yangtze River dolphin), 1620 nucleotides. RefSeq names its product endosomal transmembrane epsin interactor 2 (gene ENTREP2). NCBI's taxonomy places the organism in Eukaryota, Metazoa, Chordata, Mammalia, Artiodactyla, Lipotidae. Bases 1 to 1620 code for a protein of 539 amino acids. The record is from RefSeq and is a predicted model, not a curated record. The transcript has 11 exons. Gene Ontology annotation, cellular component: membrane.
AUGCCUCCGGCCGGCGGUCUCCGCGCGCCGCGCCCCGCCGCGCUGCCCCGCAGCCUGUCCCGCCUGCGCGAGUGCCCGGGCCGCUCCCGCAUCGUGCUGGCGCUCGGGGCCACGCAGAUGGCGCUCGGAUGCCUCAUCGUGGCCGUCAGCUUCGCCGCGCUGGCGCUCACCACCUCGGCCCGCGUCCGCCACUCCUGCCCCUUCUGGGCCGGCUUCUCGGUGCUGCUGUCGGGACUUAUCGGCGUCGUCUCCUGGAAGAGGCCCCUGUCCCUCGUGAUUACCUUUUUCAUGCUGCUCUCUGCAGUAUGUGUAAUGCUGAAUUUGGCUGGUUCAAUUCUCUCCUGUCAGAACGCUCAGCUAGUCAACUCCCUAGAAGGCUGUCAGUUGAUUAAGUUCGACAGCGUCGAGGUGUGUGUCUGCUGUGAGAUGCAGCAUCAGUCGUCGGGCUGCAGCAACCUUGGAGAGACGCUGAAGCUGAACCCGCUGAGGGAGGACUGCAACACCGUGCGGCUGACCUUGAAGGAACUGCUCUUCAGCGUGUGUGCCCUCAACGUCCUGUCCACCAUCGUGUGUGCGCUGGCCACAGCCAUGUGCUGCAUGCAGAUGGUCUCCGCUGAUGUCCUGCAGAUGUUCCUUCCACAAAGGGCGCCUUCCGUCAGCCCAGCCUGCAUGACCCCACACGGCACUGUCCUACACCAGACCCUGGAUUUCGAUGAGUUUGUGCCUCCGCUGCCCCCUCCGCCCUAUUACCCCCCGGAGUACACCUGCACGCCCACCACUGAGGCCCACAGGGGCCUCCACCUGGACUUUGCUUCCUCCCCAUUCGGCACUUUGUACCGCAUCACCAUCAACAGCCCUGGCCUGCUCUACCCCGCCGAGCUCCCGCCGCCCUACGAGGCCGUGGUGGGCCCGACCCCCACCAGCCAGAUUCCAAGUGGGGACCCGCAAGUGACUGAGCCCAGCUCCGGGGACCCAGACGCCACCGCGGGCUUCAGCACACAAGCGCCGGCCGACAGCUCCAGCCUGCUGGCCCCCGAGGGCACUGCCACGCCGGGCCUGAGCUGCCCACCCUCCGACGGCCCCACGGGCGCUCUGCUGCCCGCCGCACACCCGCGCCGCACAUCCCCUGAGGGCCACCCCCAGGGCACACGGGCAAGGCCAGGUCCCAGGCGUGUGGCCCGCUCCGCCAGCGACCCCACCUCGUGCGCAUCCAGGGCGGCAGGCGAUGCCUCGUCACACACCCCAUCCUGCAGCCAGGAUCUUGAAGCAGGACUGUCCCGGGCUGCACGGGGAACCGCUUCCUUGUCUCACUCUGUCAUGGUUGCCUGUGCCUGUCGGCCCCAGCUUUCACCCCCCAGGGAACCAGAUGCCUGGAAAACGGACCAGCGGUUAAAGCCAGAGGCCUUACAGACAGUCUCCAAAGAGCGGCCGCACUCCUUAGUGGACAGCAAGGCCUACGCGGACGCCAGGGUUUUGGUGGCUAAGUUCUUGGAACACUCGAGCUGCUCCCUUCCCGUGGAGGUGAGGCACGUGGUGGGCUCCGCUCGCUCGGCCAUCCCCUCCGAGGAGUGCCACAUGGAGGAGGCCGUCCUCAGCGCCCGUGUCCUGGACCAGCUGUGA